AUGAGAGACCGUGGGAGCCCAAACAGCCAUUUUAAACCAUUCAACUUUUGCAGUCUUUUCCCCUCCACUCCACACUGCAGUGCCAGGAGAGAAUUACAUUUAAGUCUCGAGUGUUGUUCCUGGGGUGUCCCCCCCCCCCCGCAAUUAUUCUGAAAAAAGUUUAAUGAAACAAUGGCAGCUGUACCAUUCAGAUUCUUAUUACUUUCAUUCUUUACAAGUAUCCUGGGAGAUGCACAAUAUGUCAUGCAAGAUGUUGCACUGGUACAUUACGUUGACCGACGGAUUCUCUCAGUAGAGAACAGGCUGGAGAAGUGCAAUAGAGAUAUAGCGGACUUCGUACAAGAAUUUCGGGAGUUCUCUAAGAGGAUGAUGUCUCGCCUGGAAGGACUCAACAUUUUAAAAGCAGAACUUAAAAAUGACGUGGACUAUUUGCUAACAAGAGUGGAAAGAGCUCAAAGGGAUAUUGACUACUUUGAAUCAGCAAAAGAAUCUUCUAAUCCAUGCGUGGAAAUAGAUGAAGACCUUGUGGAGCAGCAGUUAAUUGAAGAGGAAGAGUCCAAAAGGAAAGUCAAGCUCAUGCUUAAUGCAAGUUGCAGCUACAUGCUUGCUGGCAUCAAAUCCCUAAAGAUAGUAAAGAAGGCUGGAGACACUGACGGCUCAUGGUUGAAAGACCCAGGCAAGAAUUACCAGAAGAUUUACUUCUUAACUGGGACAAAGAACAAAAUUGCUUUCGAGUUUGCAAACAUGCGUGUUUUCACUGAAAGCGGCGAGACGCAAUCUGCUCGGAGGGUUACCCUUCCCUUUCCCUGGCAAGGAACAGGCCAUACCAUAUAUAAUGGUUUUCUCUUUUACCAUAGACACGGCUCCUCAAACGAGCUAAUCAAAUUCAAUAUUCAAAACAGGAACAAAACCGGCCAGAUGCUGCUGUCAGGUGUGGGUGAAACACCUGCCUAUGGUCUCAAUCCUUCUACUAAAAUCGACCUGGCUGUGGAUGAGUUGGGAUUGUGGGCAAUCUACACAGAAUCGGAUACUCACGGGAAACUAGUCAUUACUAAAAUUGACCCCGAAACCAUGACUGAGGAGCACACCUGGGACACCCCCUGUAAAAGCCAGAAUGCCGAAGCUGCUUUCAUGAUGUGUGGUGCGCUGUACGUUUUGUACAACUCACCCGCCGGAGGCACAUCUCGCAUCGAGUGCAUUUAUGACACUUUACAAAUGAUCAGUCCACAUGAAGUCCCCCUGCUUCAUUUCCCUAAACGUCAGACAAGGCAUUCCAUGGUGCACUAUAACUCCAGGGAAAAGCAGCUCUUUGCCUGGGAUAACGGGUCCCAGGUGAUUUACAAAUUCCUGACCAAGCAAAAAAGCUAA
Euleptes europaea (tarantolino) is the source of this 1368-nucleotide messenger RNA. RefSeq names its product olfactomedin like 1 (gene OLFML1). NCBI's taxonomy places the organism in Eukaryota, Metazoa, Chordata, Lepidosauria, Squamata, Sphaerodactylidae. The record is from RefSeq and is a predicted model, not a curated record. Gene Ontology annotation, biological process: signal transduction. The transcript is spliced from 3 exons.